Messenger RNA from Colias croceus (clouded yellow), 902 nucleotides. It is a transcript of the gene Ski6, whose product is annotated as exosome complex component RRP41. Gene Ontology annotation, cellular component: cytoplasmic exosome (RNase complex); nucleolus; nuclear exosome (RNase complex). Gene Ontology annotation, biological process: nuclear mRNA surveillance; U4 snRNA 3'-end processing; poly(A)-dependent snoRNA 3'-end processing. The transcript is spliced from 6 exons. NCBI's taxonomy places the organism in Eukaryota, Metazoa, Arthropoda, Insecta, Lepidoptera, Pieridae. The record is from RefSeq and is a predicted model, not a curated record. The coding region runs from base 128 to 880 and encodes 250 amino acids.
CAGAUGCAUGAGGAGGUUAUGUUGUGACAUGUGAAAAGUCGAAAACAAAAUUCUGCACGAAAAAAUUAAAUAUUAAAAGUAUUUGUGUGUUGUGCAUGGAUAAAUAUUCACAGUUUACUGCUUAAUAAUGCCUGGUCCAGAUUUACUUUCCAGUCAGGGCCUGAGGUUAGAUGGUCGAAGACCGGAUGAAUUACGCCGAAUAAGAUGUAAACUUGGUGUUUUUACACAACCAGAUGGAAGUGCUUAUUUAGAACAAGGUAACACGAAAGUAUUAGCUGCUGUCUACGGUCCACAUCAGGCUGCAAAAUCAAAAAUGUCGACAGAAGGUGUUGUAGUUAACUGCCAAUACAGCAUGGCUACAUUUUCCACUGGUGAAAGAAAAAAUAGACCUAGAGGUGAUCGUAAAUCACAAGAAAUGUCUCUGCAUUUGAGACAAGCAUUAUCUGCAGCCAUCAAAACAGAAUUAUAUCCACGAUCACAAAUUGACAUCUAUGUUGAAGUUUUACAGGCAGACGGUGGCGCGUACUGCGCAUGCGUGAACGCAGCGACCCUAGCGCUCAUAGACGCGGGUGUUCCCCUCCGUGCGUACGCGUGUGCAUGUACUUCAUCUGUGGCGUGGCAUGGCAGUAAACCUGAAGCGUUGUUGGAUGUAGGACAUGUUGAAGAAGCCGCUGGGGGCAUUUGUUUGACGGUGGCUGCUUUGCCUAAUACAGGCAGCAUAGCAUUACUUGAAAUGUCGCACAGACUGCACAUGGAUUACUUUGAAGUAGUUUUAAGUAGAGCUAUGCAAGGCUGCAGAGAUAUUGAGGUAAUUCUCGACAAAGCUGUUAGAGAACACUUAGCAGAAGGCUGGACGAAGCAAGAUGUUGUUACCAUAUGAAAUAAAUUAUUGCUCUUUCUCA